This is a messenger RNA of Oryza sativa Japonica Group (Japanese rice), 5903 nucleotides long. RefSeq lists its product as uncharacterized. Lineage: Eukaryota; Viridiplantae; Streptophyta; Magnoliopsida; Poales; Poaceae. The record is from RefSeq and is a predicted model, not a curated record.
CUCCUGACAAGUAGGCCCCACCUGUCAAUCUCCCAUCUUCCCUCCUCUUCUUCUUCUUCUUCUUCCUCACUCUCUUCACCCCGAUGGCGUCGCGAGCUCGAGCGAGCGGCAGAGCAAACAAUGGCAGCGCCGCCAUGGCCAUCGUCGACCUCUGCCCCGAUCAGAUCUGGGUGACGCCGCCGCAACCGCUAAGCGUUCUCCACGCGUCUUCGUCGGUGGAUCGAUCGAUGGAGCGCCGCGGGGCCAUCGAUCUCCAGCGCCCAGCGGUGCCGGUGCGCCGCGGAUUAUGUCGGUGGCGGCGGCCAUCGUCGCGCCAGGGCUGCCUCUCAGCUCGAUCUACUUGUCUCUCCAGCUGAUGGUGGAUGGAGGAGGAGGAAGGAGAAGAGGAGGCGGCUUUUGGGGCUGACAGGUGGGGCCCACCUGUUCGUCUCAGGGGUGAAUCUCACAGAACUGGGUGUUUUUGGUGAAACUCUGAUGGAUCAACAAGACCUGUGUGGUGUGGUUAACUGAAGCAAACCUCAAAAACCUUGAAUCGAUGAGCUUGCGUGUGGGUUAAUAGUUGUGGUUUAUUGCCCUUGCUGAGAUGGUUGGCAUAUAGCCUUGAAAAUGCACUUCUUUUCUAAUGCUGAAGAUAACGAGUACCCUUCUGGAGUAGCACCUUCAUUGGAUUUUCUGGUUACGUCGAAUGAUAUUACUGGAUCUGGCGCAUCAGCUACUUUGCUCAUUUUCAACAAUGAGAAGGGCUUCUCCCCGGCCAAUAUAGAAUCCAUUAUUCGUGUGGGGAAGUCGACGAAAAAGGGUAAUAGAGACAAAGGCUACAUUGGAGAGAAAGGUAUUGGGUUCAAGAGUGUCUUCCUGAUAUCGAGCCAGCCCCAUAUAUUCAGUAAUGGUUAUCAGAUUAAGUUCAAUGGGAAACCUUGUGCUGAAUGUGGUAUUGGAUACAUUGUGCCUGAGUGGGUUGAAUCCAGACCUAGUCUUUCAGACAUCAGAACAAUAUAUGGGUCAUCCAAAGUACUUCCUACAACAACUAUCAUCUUACCUCUGAAGAGUGAGAAAGUUGAUGCAGUGAAGAAACAGCUGUCAAGCAUGCAUCCUGAAAUGCUAUUGUUUCUGUCAAAGAUCAGGCAACUUUCUGUUAAGGAAGAGAAUGUCAAUCAUAAGUGCAGCCCUGUUAGUGAGAUUUCAAUAUCUAGUGAAAAGAAUUUCCAAGAACGGAAGAACAUGCAUGCAGAGUCUUACACACUCCAUUUAUCAGCUUUAGAGAAUGGGAAAGGAGAGGAAGAGUGUGGCUACUAUAUGUGGAGGCAGAAGUUCCCAGUCAAGCCAGAGAAUAGAGUGGACAAGCGCGCUGAAAUUGAUGAAUGGGUCAUCACCCUGGCCUUUCCGUAUGGGCAGCGCCUAUCCCGCGGGAAGCAAAUGUCACCAGGUGUCUAUGCAUUUCUUCCCACUGAGAUGGUUACAAACUUCCCUUUCAUCAUUCAGGCAGACUUCCUCCUUGCAUCUUCAAGAGAGGCAAUACUUUUUGACAGUCCAUGGAACAAGGGAAUUCUUGAGUGUGUCCCAAGUGCUUUUCUGAAUGCUUUUGUUGCACUAGUGAAGUCGGGAGCUGAUGUGCCAGCAAUGUCACUGCCGUCCAUGUUCAACUUCCUGCCAGUUGGUUCUUCACUGAUACCAUUGCUGGAGCCAGUUAGGUCUGGCAUCAAAGACAAGGUUUUAGCUGAGGAUAUUGUACCAUGCGAGUCUUACACUCCACAGAAGAUAUUUUGCAAGCCUGCUGUUGUUGGGAGGCUCAAACCAGACUUUUGGGAUAUCCUCAGCAAAGCGCAGAAAUCCGGAGUGGAUCUGAAGAAUCUCUCUACUCACGGUACCUACAUUCUCAGCUCUCAUUUUGAUAAGAGUGCAUAUAACAGCGUGCUUGAAUUUCUUGGUAUCAAAAGUGUGAAUCCUGAAUGGUAUGCUAAAUGUAUUGAAGGAUCUAAUCUUGUGAAGGAGGUGCCCGAACAGCUUUACCUGGAAAUUAUAUCUUUUGUUGCAGAUAAUUGGCAAAUCUGUUUCUCCGGCACAAACAUGUCUUCCAUUCCCUUACUGAAGUAUGUCAACAGGCAUGAUGUUCUCUCAUUUUGGAGCUUAUCAACGGCUAGUCAACAUUGUGAUAGAUUGUGCAUUGCUUCUGAGAAGUAUAUAUCAUGGCUGAUCAGUUGGAACAAGGAGUUCCCGUCUUCAAGCCGGCUCUUUUUGCCUCCCAAUACACAAGGAGCUCUAAAUGAUUUCUCACAGAAGACAAAAGUGACAAAUUGGCUUCAGAAUUAUGCAAAAGUGGACUUUGUAUCAGUCUACAGUUAUGCACAGUUAAUUGUUAAUUCCUUGGGUUCUGACAGGAGGUCUGUAAUUGCUUUUGCACACUUUCUGUAUCACUCAACCCAGAAGAAAUACAUAGAAAGCUACUACUUGCCAGAUCUGUUGCGGGCUAUGCCUGUAAUUGACAACUAUGGCAGUGCCAUUACGGCAAGAAAAGGCAUCCUAGUUCCUGCCAAGGGUAGCAAAUGGGUUGGAUUAAUGGGCAGUAACCCAUGGAGGAACGAAAAGUAUGUUGAAUUGUCAUCAGAUUACAAGUCAGCGAACUAUUUCGCUGGGCAGUGCACAUCUGAAGAUCAGCUCAUGGCAUUCCUCAAGACACAGCUGCAGGCCUCAGAUGUGCCAUUCAUAAACCCACCAGAUGCAAGUUUUCCUACUGUCUCAUCACCUCUAACAAUGGACAAUGCAAUUUUGUUAUUGGAGUGGAUAAGAAAUCUUAAUUCAAAAGGUUCACAAUUACCAGCUCGAUUCUUGGCUUGCAUAAAACAGGGAAGUUGGCUGAAGACUUCAGUUGGGUACAAACCACCCAACGAAUCAUUUCUAUCUGGAGCAGAGUGGGGAAGCCUUUUGCAAACUGGAUCUUCCUUUGUUGAUAUACCAAUGAUUGAUCAACAGUUCUAUGGAAACAAGUUGCAAGAGUACAAGAAGGAACUCCAGGCGAUUGGUGUGAGAUUUGAAUUUCGGGAGGCAUCCGCUUAUAUUGGCGACCGCCUCAUGUCUAUGGCUGAAAAUAAUAUGCUCACUAGAGAGAAUGUGUACUCAUUGCUUCGGUUGAUUAGGUUUAUGCGAGAGAAGGUUCUUUCUCCAAGUGAGCUGAUCAACAGUGUCAAAAAUGGGAAAUGGAUGAAGACUGAUAUUGGCUACAGGUCUCCUGCUGAUUGUAUCAUAAAGGAUUCAGGCUGGGAAGUGGCAUCAUGUAUCAGUGACCAGCCCUUUCUUGAUGUGAAGUUCUAUGGCGAGGCCAUCCUUUCUUAUAAACAAGAGCUUGAGUUGCUUGGUGUUGUUGCUGGAUUUAAAGACAAUUACAAUCUUGUCAUCAACAACUUCAAGUUCAGUUCCACUGCUAUUACUCCUGAAGCUACAAUAUUAAUCCUCAAGUGCAUCCGGCAUGUGAGGUCAUGUGAUGAUUUUGUAAAUAAGCUCAGAGGUUUGAAAUGGGUGAGGACCAACAUGGGAUUCUGUGCUCCGAACAAAUCUUUCUUUGUGGACCCUGAAUGGGAAUGCCUUAUAAAGGUCUUUGACGGGAUUCCAGUAAUAGAUUUUGGAUUUUAUGGGAGCAAGAUCAGUUCAUACAAAGAAGAGCUGAAGAAGACUGGAUUGAUCACAAGAUUUGAGGAGGCGUCGAAGGCUAUAGCUGAUAUUUUCAAGCAGAUGGUAUCAAAGUCAGCACUUACAAAGGCAAAUAUUCUUGCUCUUCUAGCAUCUUAUCGGCAACUUAGAACGCACAGCCCAAUGCCUGUUGAGCUUUUCAACUGCAUGCGCACCGAGAAAUGGCUGUCCACAUCAAUUGGAUCCAAAGCUCCCAAAGAUGCAAUCUUGUUUAAUGAAGAAUGGCAGUCUCUGUCACCCAUAGCAAAUUUACCUUUCAUAGAUGGUAGUGACUCACAGCAUGGUUUAGGCAAGGAGAUACAUGGUUAUAAAGAUGUGCUCAAGGAGUUAGGUGCUAUUGUAGAAGUGAAAUUUGGUUCUAGGUUUGUUAUCACAGGUCUCAACAUUCCCAAUGAUCCACUGUCCAAAGCUACCGUUUUGGCACUUCUCAAGUGCAUCCGUAUCUACCUGGCAUCUACAGCUGCACUACCCAAGGGCUUCUGCGAGAACAUCGCCAGCAAGGAGUGGUUGAAGACAACCAUUGGAUACAGAUGUCCUGAUGAGUGUAUCCUUUUUGAUCCAAAGUGUACUUGCAUCUGUAAGGAAGAUGGCCCUUUCAUCGAUGAAGCAUUCUAUGGUUCAGAGAUAUCCUCAUUCAAAGAUGUACUCAUGAAAAUUGGAGUUAUAGUGGAUAUUAAACGUGGGCAUGAUCUUGUUGCUCGGCAUCUAAGGAACCACAAAGACAGUGCUACUAUUUCCAGGAUAUACUUGUACCUGAAGGAUUGCAAUUGGGAGCCUGAAAAUAAAACUAGCAACUGGGUUUGGUUACCAAAUGGAAGUGGUAGUGGAGAAUGGGUGAGCGCACCAAGUUGUGUUCUUCAUGACAGGGACAAUCUUUUCACGUCGCACCUGCAUGUUUUGGACAAAUAUUAUGACAAGAAAUUGCUUGACUACUUUUCAGUUUUUCUUGGUGUGAGGCAUGGCCCUAGUUCUGAAGACUACUGCAAGCUGUGGAGCACAUGGGAGAGCUCGGUCAGUGAGUUAUCUAAAGCUGACUGCUCUGCUUUCUGGAAGUUCGUCGCCACAAACUGGGGGCAGAACAUGAAUAAACUUCUCUCUGGUUGUAUCAAGGUCCCUGUUUGUACAGAUGGGAAGAUCAUUUUAUCAAGCAAGAAGGAUGUGUUCAUUCCUGAUGAUCUACUGCUCAAAGAUUUGUUCAGCAAGCUUUCUCAGCAAGCAGUUUUCAUCUGGUAUCCUUCAUCAAGCCUACCUUCCAUGUCUCGUGCAAGGCUCAACAACAUAUACAGUAGCAUUGGUGUUGGGACUAUAUCAAAAGCUGCUCGAAAGAAUGAUUCUUUCACCCUGGGAAGUGGCAGUUUGAAAACUGUUGGCCUGAAUAUGGUGAUCAAGGCUGGUCUGCUCCAAUUAGUCCUCGCUUUCCUCGCUGAUCCAGCUCUUGAUAUUUCCACCAAAGAGAGGCACAAGAUGGUUUCUUGGCUUUUGAAUGUGACUGUCCUAGAGACUGACGAGCCCAUCACGGUUGCUUACAGUGUAAGCCUGUCGUCAGGAAGGGCUCUAGAUGUGAAGGCCAGCCGAAUGCUCAGGUGGGAGAGGGAUAACUUUAAGUUGUACAUGCAGAGAAGCCAUGAUGCAGCUGGUUACAAAGAGAAGAUCGAGUUUGCGACAUACUUCUCAGAAGAGAUAUCUGGAGGAUUGCUCUUUGAGAUGGCAGAUCAGAUACCUUCACUUGCCGAGCUCGUAAAAGUUGGCAGCUUACUGGACUUCCAGGAUGCUGCUGUUGAUUUCCUGCUCAAGUCAAAGAAUUUGCAGCUGUUCCCUGAAGAUGAGGCUUUCCUGAAGGCUUCUCUGCAAGAUGGUGAUGAGGACUGUUAGAGGUAUUCAGAUCAUUCUUCUUCGCUUGUUGGUGUGGUUGCUAAACCGGUUGAAGAUGGCAAGUAAGAUGAUGGUGCUUUGCAUCUGGAGGACCCUCCUGAAUGGGACUUUUGGUCUCUUCAGAUAAGAUAUGCUGCUACUAGUAUUAAGCUGUUAUAUAUUUCUUGUCUGUAAUGUGAGGUUUCGUCCUUCUGGACCUGAACAUGUGUGUGGUUUAAGUGUGGAUGUUUAAUUAAGUGCGCUUAUUAACAUCUCUAUGAACGGAUUGAACUGUCUCAUGAAAAUUUCCCUAUUCUAUUUGCUGCAAGAUCACAUUCUUAAAGGUAUCCAUGAGUCCAUCUGAAUUA